UAAUCCAAUUGAGCUGGUGCGAAAGAGCUCAAAUUGAGGCGGCAAAACCAAAAUUCAAAGCUUUCCGUCUCCCAUAUAAACCCCCCCCUUUUCCCCUCAUUAGACCCAUCAAAUUUACACAUCUCUGAUUAGAAUUGCUUACGGGGCCGGAAAUUUCUCCGAGAAAAAAUGUCAGGAAGAGGAAAGGGAGGGAAGGGGUUGGGGAAAGGCGGAGCAAAGAGGCACAGGAAGGUGCUGAGGGACAACAUCCAGGGCAUCACCAAGCCUGCGAUUCGGAGGCUCGCUCGAAGAGGAGGAGUGAAGCGCAUUAGUGGGCUUAUCUAUGAAGAAACCAGAGGGGUGCUCAAGAUCUUCUUGGAGAAUGUGAUUCGCGAUGCGGUGACUUAUACUGAGCAUGCUAGGAGGAAGACUGUGACCGCCAUGGAUGUCGUCUAUGCUCUCAAGAGGCAGGGCCGAACCCUCUAUGGUUUCGGUGGUUAGAUUCGGAUCGAGUUUACUGUGCUUUCAUGAAUGAGUACAUUACCAGUACCAGAUUAGAUUGUCAAUCUAUGUCAUUUCUUGCUGUUUGCCAAUUUCUUUUGCGGGUUAAACAACUUGUGCGCACCAUGUGUUUGAUGAAGGUCCUCAAUGAGGCUGUUGUUUUGUAUAAAACACUAUUGGUUUGGCAUGUUGAUAAUCUUUUACUAAUUGUUAUUACUUUGGUAAUUUUUCUGUGGGAGCAAUUUACAGGCUUCCAAUUUGUUUCAGCAAUAUGAAAUUUCAGAAACUAAUCCA
Rosa chinensis is the source of this 774-nucleotide messenger RNA. RefSeq names its product histone H4. Gene Ontology annotation, biological process: nucleosome assembly. The transcript has a single exon. The record is from RefSeq and is a predicted model, not a curated record. Gene Ontology annotation, cellular component: nucleosome. NCBI's taxonomy places the organism in Eukaryota, Viridiplantae, Streptophyta, Magnoliopsida, Rosales, Rosaceae. Bases 169 to 480 code for a protein of 103 amino acids. Gene Ontology annotation, molecular function: structural constituent of chromatin; DNA binding; protein heterodimerization activity.